Messenger RNA from Exaiptasia diaphana, 1275 nucleotides. Its product is annotated as receptor-type tyrosine-protein phosphatase U. The record is from RefSeq and is a predicted model, not a curated record. The coding region runs from base 1 to 915 and encodes 304 amino acids. Gene Ontology annotation, molecular function: protein binding. NCBI's taxonomy places the organism in Eukaryota, Metazoa, Cnidaria, Anthozoa, Actiniaria, Aiptasiidae. The transcript has 6 exons.
AUGUACAAGAUCGUCUGGGCCUUACGUCACAUUGGACGAGCUAAGAGAAUGGCAGUUGGUGACACUUUCACUGGAACAACAAAGGGAACCCAAUUUGUUUUGCUCGGUCUAAGACUCUGUGCACAGUAUGAAGUUCAUGUUGCGGCUGCAACGGUGGCUGGCUUAGGUCCAAAUGCUACUCAAGGUGUUACCACAUCAAGACCAGGAGAACCGCAUAACCUGAAGCCACGUAGAAUAGGAAAAUCUUUUAUUACUUUGGCAUGGGAAAAGCCAAAAGGAAUGAUAGAAGAUGAAACAGACUAUAUGGUAUAUUUUAAGGGUUCCAAGCCAUACUGGCCUGAAUAUGGAUCUCCACUCAAAUCUGAAAAGCAAGAUGGUAAACAAACAACACUUAAGAUAGACAACUUGCAGCCAGGGACAYACUAUGAAUUCUGGGUAACAGCGUUGACAGUUUGUGGUGAAAGCAACAGGAGUUUAACAGAAACAGUGCAAACAAAAGUGGACAAGCCUCGUAUUGAACAUCAAGUAACUCCUUUGAUUCUUAGAGACAGCUUUAACGUCACAUUAUGGACAUUCAAACCACACAAUGGACCAAUUAGCUUGUACCAGGUAAUCGUAAUCAGUGGUAGAAAUAAGAGCAUGACCGAAAUACCAGAACACCUUAGUGACUACCAAGAGGCCAGCAACAAUAACGAACUGUUCUACAUCACAGCCGAGCUAACACCUCACCAAAUAAAGACUGCAGGAAUGUUUGUCAUCGGUGACAAUAGAAUGUAUGGGAAAUACAAAAACGUGCCUUUGGAAAAGGGUCAGGAUUACACCGUAGCUGAGAGAGCAAUCACAAAAUAUAAAGGGCAAACCUACAAGAGUGACCCAGUCCUUAUUGCAUCAAUCGAAGUUACUGGAGGUAAUUAGAUGCUAUGCUUAUGAAAACAGUUUAUUCAACUUGAAGGCAUACAUGCUAGCUAUAGACCGAAUAWAGAUAGAUCAGCUUGGAGAGGGAAUAAGUACAAAGUAGGCGAAGGGAAAGGCACUGGGCUAGUCUAGAAGUCUAGAAAGUUGACGAAAGACUUAUUUCCUAGAUCUACUGAAUCUAUUAUUGACUUAAUGAGGUGCGCGCCUUUUUGGAACAUUAAAAACUAUUCUUCGAAAUGUUUUCCUUAAUAUUGCAAACUAUAUAUUCUACUUUCCAAUGCUGAUGUCACUUAUUGGAAACCGCUGUAAAUGUAGCUGAUAAUGAUCCCAUUCCAUGGAGAUAAGAAACGUUCAGAAGUA